AUGUCCUCCAGUGUUCGAGUAAAGCCAGUCAGAGCUGGGAGCGGUGUGAUGGCGGAGGGGGAAGUCCCACAGGAAAUCCCCAAGCGGGGAGCCAGAAAAACACUCUGUACACACACACAUGACUCUCUGUACACACACACACACGUACACAGAGAGAGAGAGAGCGAGAGAGAGAAAUAAGAAAGAAAAGAGGCGGAUAUUUAAAAAGGAAAAUGGACGACGACGUGACGAAACUGCGGAGCUGCGCCACUUUGAACACUUUUUAUCAUGAAGCUCAGCAGGAGCUUGCCAAUUUAAACAAACAGAUUUUAUCCCGAGACGGAAUUAUAGCUGAAUUAACAACCAGGCUGGCGAAAUAUGAGAGGACGUGUAUCAUGGUUGAGGGAGAAGAACCUUGUUUGGUUGGACCAGCCAAGUCUCUAGUGGAGAGUUUGUGUAGAAAAAACUCAAAGUUGAACCAGAAGCUGAAGGAGGCUGAAGUGGACUCAGUCCAGAAACUGGAAUCCAGCAAAAGAGAAAUCCAGAGUCUGCAGCAGAAGUUGAGAGAGAAGGAGCAGAUGCUGGAGUGGCCCGAGCACGAGAAGGAGCGCGAGAUCCAGCGCCUGCGAGCCAGCCUGGCAGCACGCGACCGGGAGCAGGCAACCCGGGAUGUCCUGUGCAACUCGUUGGCUGAUGAGGCAGAGCAGCUCAGGGGGCAGCUGGGAGCCACGGUGCGAGUGUGUGAGGAGCUACUGGGGAGGCUGGAGAAGCAGAAGAACCUGCCGGCUCUUGCAGAGCAUCAGACCCAGGUGACCGAAUCCUCCGAGGUCGCUCGACUGAACGGCAUUAUCGAUAAGUUACAGGUGGAGAACCAGCAGCUCAAAAGCCGCGUAGCAUACGUGGAAAACCUGAACUCAAAGUGGCAGAAGUAUGACCUGAGCAGGGAGGAGUACGUCAGGGGUUUGUGUCAGAAGCUGAAGGAGUCCAACGGCGGGAAGUCGGCAGGAGCCAUGACCCUGUACCAGCAGGAGAUCAACCGUCUCAACGGACUGCUGGAGGAGAAGAUGCUGGAGUGCGACAGGCUGAGCCGAGAGAGAGACGACUGCAUGCAGAGAACGCAGGAGCGCAUACAGAUGCUGGAACAGCAGGUCCUGGCUUACAUCGAAGACUUUAAGUCAGAGAGAGCGGACCGGGAACGGGCUCAGAGCAAAAUCCUGGACCUACAGGACGAAGUGGGGCGUCUGCAGCUGCAAAUCCGAGCGCAGAAUUCCAGAGAAGCUGUUCCAACACGGCGGAUCCUCCCCAACUUAAAGAAAGCGAGCCGUAAGCAGACUGAAACGGUCGAGCCGUUAUUGCGGAACAGUCCCCCGGACUCGAGCGCCAGGCGGCCGAACGCUCACUUAGCAGGGUCUGGCAUGUCCGAGCUCCAGUGCCCGCGAUGUCUCACAAUGUACGAUGAAAAACAUACAGACGAGUACCUGAACCACUGGGAGGAGUGCGCCCGAUUGUGAACUCUACACAUUUCACACUCGCACAAGACAUAAGAUGCACUACAGAAGAGUGUGGAACGCGUGUAAAAGGUACAGAGCAGUGAUGGACGACAAACUUUUUUCUGGAUGCUUGAACCAGAAAAGUUGGACAACCUUCACGUCUGGAUCGUAAUAAAUCCUCAGAGUGGGCUUUUUUUUUUUUUUUUUAAUCAAUCAGCCAUUUUAGGGAUUUAUUACAGCUCUGGAAGAGGAAGUGAAACAGGAACGCUCAGAGGAACGGACCUCUGACUUCAGAUGGGUCAUUCCUGAUUCAGAGAAUCAUCAGUCACGGGGUCCAAAGAGUUGCACAGCACAGAUUAUAUAUACUGUAUAUGAUAUGACACAUUAAUACCACAGCGCUGUCGAAUGCUCGAUUCUGAUUGGUCGAAAGGUGCUGACGUUUCACAGGUUUAUAUGAAAUGAUGAAUGCACUCACUCACUCAUUCUAAAUGUGUUAAAGUUAUGUCCUAAAAAAAAACACCUGUAUGAAGACUAACUGAAUAUUUCUGGAAGGAGUCUCCAGCGUCCGAGGUAAAGCUGUAAAGUUUUGCGACGUGGACAGGACGAGUUCGAGCUUCUCUUGAACGUGACAAGCUGCGGAUUUUUGACUUCCUAUCUGCAAGAGAAGCUGGCGAGGGAACGAUCGUUUAUAGCUGCUAGAACAUAAGCGAUAAGAACUUGGCUGUUUCACGGACGUUCGGCGACGUAAAACGUAACUAAACACGGAGAGUUGCUGUGAUAAUUGCUGUGGUCUAAGAGGAAUAAACCACUUUGUGCCGUUACUGGAAAGUAAUCAACUUCACGGUGGUGUCAGGAACUGUACUUCAUCAAAACACCACCACCUCAUUAUUGAUUAUUUUCCUAGAACAGCAUGCCACACUUCCAAGUGGUUUAUUUCUUACACAUGUACUGUCAUCUUACUGCAAGUGUAUUGAUGUAUCCCGAACUGAUUUUUUUUUUAGAUAUAUAUAUAUAUAUAUAUUUCCCCCGUUUUCUUUUUUAUAUGGUAUGUUUAAUUAUAUAAUUAAUAUUUAUAUGUUUUCUAUGUAUAAUUAAAGCCGUUUUUUGUCUUCUGGCUUGUUGGAUCAACAAACAGGUUUGAAUUGAUUUCUGUACCAAGUGCAAAAAAGCUCAUUUUUAUUUGAGCUUAUUAUUAUUAUUAUUAUUACUUAUUCUUCAAAUUAGCAGUCAGAUUUCUACAAUCCACACUCAGUUGCUUGAUAUACCUCAGUGAGUGUCUUUUUGUAGACUUGUGAACUUCCAGCACUUUCAUUUCAACAUUUUUGUCUUUUUAUUUGAAUAAUAAUGUCAAAAAUAGUGACUUAUAUAAAAUACAUAAGCUUUACAUAAAGGUAAAAAGUAUAUAAAAAAAAUCUAUUUCACUGUCAUGGUGCUUUUUGCUUUUUUUUUAAAAAAAAACUUGGAUUGUUAGAAUUUUGUUGUACAUCAUGUCAUACACACCAAGGCGAUAAAGUAAGAUCGAAGCGCACAGGACUGGCUUACAGUGUUAUUAAUUAAUCGCUUAUGUAAUCCGACACACACGUCUUCAAACCUGCGUCUUCAGUCAAAGGAAAUGUAAUAACUGGUAGUGUUGCUGUACAGUGUUGCUCACUCACUCACUCACUCACUGACUGACUGACUGACUGUCAGACUCCGAGGCGUCAUUUUGACUGUUAGGUACUUGCCAUUUGAUCGCCUCUACAGUCGAAAACAUUUCUAGUUCUAAGUAAGAAAGGAAGUUCCCUACAUCCUGGUAAGAUGAGACAUGAAAGCGUCGAGUCUCAGUCUGUGUAACACGACGGCCUACAAUUUCAACACGUUUGAAGCUAAAAUAUCAACAGACAUCAAAUAAUAUCUUGUUGCGAGGGAGGGGAAAAAAACACAAGAACAAGGAAGAGAAUGUGACGUGUCUUAAAAGGUUUAUUUUUGUAAUAAAAAGUUUGCCUUUUUCAGAAA
This is a messenger RNA of Neoarius graeffei (lesser salmon catfish), 3464 nucleotides long. RefSeq names its product TNFAIP3 interacting protein 2 (gene tnip2). Bases 213 to 1490 code for a protein of 425 amino acids. Gene Ontology annotation, biological process: cellular response to lipopolysaccharide; regulation of transcription by RNA polymerase II. Gene Ontology annotation, molecular function: K63-linked polyubiquitin modification-dependent protein binding. NCBI's taxonomy places the organism in Eukaryota, Metazoa, Chordata, Actinopteri, Siluriformes, Ariidae. The transcript has 6 exons. The record is from RefSeq and is a predicted model, not a curated record.